Molecule: messenger RNA, 486 nt
Organism: Caenorhabditis angaria
Lineage: Eukaryota; Metazoa; Nematoda; Chromadorea; Rhabditida; Rhabditidae
Source: the annotation of a GenBank genome assembly
AUGGCGGAAAGAUGUCAAAAAAUGGAAAAUAUGAUGGAAGAUUUGAUUCAGCACUUUGGAGAAUCGCUGAAAAUCGAUGAGCCCUAUAAAUUGCUGCAACGCGAUGGAAAUCUCAAGCUAACCCGCGCCGACACAACCGCUUUAAUGGAAAAAAUGCACGAGAAAGCGGCGGGAAAAUUCCGCGAAAAGAUGCGAAAACUUGUCGCGGAACAGGAAUUGGAGAAGAGGUUUGAGGAAUUGAAACAGUUGGAGACUGAAAGCGCAGAUCGAGUUGGGUUUGCGUGCUCGAAUGUAAGAUUUUUCUAGAAUUCCUGAAAAAAAAAACGCUGAAAUUCCCUGUUUUUGCAGCCAAAAGAGGAUGUGAAUCUGCAUGUUUUGACGACUGCAAUGAAAUUCAACAAUCACGCGAAAGAAGAGGUUGAUCUUCUCAAAAUCGACGUGGAAAAUGCGAAAGAGACGGUUAAAGUUGACAAAAGAAGUUUUUGA